Messenger RNA from Eucalyptus grandis, 790 nucleotides. Its product is annotated as TMV resistance protein N-like. The coding region runs from base 66 to 644 and encodes 192 amino acids. Gene Ontology annotation, biological process: defense response. Lineage: Eukaryota; Viridiplantae; Streptophyta; Magnoliopsida; Myrtales; Myrtaceae. The record is from RefSeq and is a predicted model, not a curated record. The transcript is spliced from 3 exons.
AGAAGCAUAUAUUUUUGGAUAUUGCUUGCUUCUUAAUUGGAGGGGAUUUAAGAUAUGCAUCCUACAUGUGGGAUGCCUGUACUUUUUUUCCGAAUAUGGGGAUUGAAACAUUGAGUUUUAUGUUGCUAAUAAAAAUUGGAGAUGAUGGAAAGGUGCAAAUGCAUGACCAACUGAGAGACCUUGGUAGGGACAUUGUUCGUCAAGAAGAUUACAAUGUGCCUAUGAAUCGAAGUAGGUUAUGGGUGCAUGAAGAAGCCUUGGAAGUACUUGAGAGAAAUAAGGGAAUUCAAAAAGAUAGCAUUCAUGCCCUCUGUCUUGAGGAAGACUGGAGGAAGGGGAAACUUUCUGUUCCUCGGUCGGAAUCGGAUGGGGAAUUCACAACUAAACGAUUUGAGACACUACCGAACCUAAGGUUCCUUGCAAUGGGUGGUGCAAAACUGAUUGGAGAUUCCAGAAACUUGCUUCAUAAUUUACGGUGGCUCGUGUGGAGACGUCCUACAUGCGCGGCCACCAGUUUUUCUUUGGAGGGAUUAGUCAUAUUUGAUUUAUCAAAAAGUAGCAUUUUAGAGUCAUGGAAAUGUUGGAGCCAUCUUAAGAUGGCAAAGCAGUUGAAAGUUCUAGAUCUUAGAGUUGCGGUCGUUUAGGAGUUACGCCCGAUCUGUUAGCCUUCCGAAAUUUAGAGAUAACUAAGCUUAAGAGAUGUUGGUAUCUAAAGCAAAUUCACCCUUCUAUUGGAGCAGCCAAGGGCCUCCUUUAUUUGAACUUGCAGGGAUGUUCUCAACUCCAUGAG